AUGACUUCACGACGAAAAGUGAAUCGAGGAAGUCUUGCUCCGCCAGCAACAACGUUGUCAGCGACAUCCACAACAACACCAUCAACAACGGAAGUAACAUCACGUGAAUUGGUAAAUAAUCAUCCUGCUUUGGAAAAAGAAUCUGCUUCUUCGGAACGUAAGAGUGUGGAAGAAGAGCCUCAAAAAUUAGCGGUUAAUUCUUCCACGCUUCAAGAGUCUGCUGAGAAUUUUGAAACCAACAACUCCGAUAAGAAAAAACAUCAUCGUUUUGUAAGACCAGGAGCAUAUUUAAGUAAUGAUAAUAAUUCAUCAUCAACGAAUGAAAAAGAAGAACAGAUUAGUGUAAAUCUUAAAUCGGACAACAAAGUCUCUUUGGAGAACAAUCUUGGUAGCAAUGAUAGUAAAAGUAGUACAGAUAAUCAUAAUGGCAACAAGAUGGAUGAAACUAGUGAUGUCUUGCCAUCAAGCAGUAGCAGUGGGGAUGGUUUAAAGAUAAUAAUACCAAACAAUCAAACCACACUUGCAUCUUCCGAAAUCACACAAGAACCAUCUACUCAAGAGCUCUUACGUACACAACAAAACGAUAGUAGUCAUGAUAAUUCUGAAUCAAUCAGUACUCUUACACCUAAAGAAGAGUCAACCACACCCACACCUACAAUCAUCGAACCAUCGAGUAGUGAAUCCACCAACGAGCCCAAAGAACAGCAGCAACCAACACGGCGAGUGAGACGUUUUAACAAACAUCGAAGUACCACUCAACCAGCAUCUGCUGUUCGAGAAGAAAGUGACAAGACUUCAUCUUUACCAAACAAUGAGAAACCAGAACAAGUUGCAACCAUAGAGCAAAGCACGCCCUCAAGUGACAAUUCGUCCAAUACAACAGAGAAAACAACAAAAAAAUACACAGACAGCAAAUCAUCACCGGCCGAUCACGACGAGGAAGAAUCAUCAAAAACAUCAAGACGAUCAAGAAGAACUCGUACAACAGAAAUGCCUCCUGUUGAUACGUCACAACAAUCAAAGAAGGAGGCACCUUCGGAAACAACUAUUGAACAAACGGCUUUAUCAAAAAAAACGAAGCAGUCUCAUACUAAACCACAACAAAGCGAAGAUAAAAAAGGAGAUGACAAUGACAAGCCACAACUCAUCAAGCAAAUAUUGGCUAGACACAGCAGCCAGAAAAAUGCUAGUGACAGCAAACCAUCAGCAAAAGAUAAUUCGUCUUUACAGCAGAUGGACCUUUCCGAUGAUCAUGAAGUCUCAGUUGCAGAAAAAAAGGACAAGUCAAAAUCAUCGAAAUUAAUAGAAUCAACAUCAAUCCCUAAGAAAACCAAACCAAUAUCAGACGUAGAAGCCAAAAAAUCAUCAACAACAACAAAACGAGAAUCUGUCAUGCUAUCGGCUUCCACAAUACCGACAAAGUCAACAACAGAACCUCCUUCCUCAUCAUCUUCUAAAUCUGACGAAAAGAAAAGAAAAAUUGACUCUGUAAAUACCUCGUCGACGAAUACUUCAGAAAUUAACGCCGAUGUACAAAAAUCUGCUUCCAGUAAUAGUAGUACCACCACAGAACCUGGAACAAAAAAGAGUAAGCUUAAUGAUGUACAAAACGCUGAGACCUCUAGUAUCCCUAAAAAACCGGAAUCGAAUGUAACAAUCACACAAAAAGAAGACGAUACUCGAAAGGAAGAAAAAUCCACUUCUUCCAUUUCUACAACAACACUUCACAACAAUGAAGAAAAACCUAAGACAUUCACGCGUGAAAAAGAGGAACACAGUACAAUCUCCAGCUCUCAAGAUAGGCCAUCUUCCUCAUCUUCAAAAGCUGCCAAUGAUGAUAUAACCAAAAUUCCAAAGAAAAAGAAAGAUGACAGUCAUGCAUCAUCCACAGCUCCAUCCAGGGAUGAACGAGGAGAGCAACGACGAGACUCAAGAGAUUACUAUCACAAUGACAGAGCAUACUCUUCAUCCAACAAUAGAGAUUAUCAUGGCCGAGAGAAUGGAAGUCACUCAUAUCGUGACUACAAGGAUCACAACUCAUGGGACGAUGUAACAGUGGAUCAGCACAAACAGAAUCACAGAGAAAAACGAGAACGACUAUUGAGGCCAGCUCGAAUUCGAAUUGAAAAUGAGGACUUUUUCUUUAACACACUUAAGGAAUUUGCUUUGACGCAAUAUGGAACGAAUAAUCCACAACCUGUCACUUCAUUUGCAGUGGCGAACAAUUCAAAACCCAAAACGUCAUCUUCCUCGUCCGUGUCCACUUCUGGUUCUGUUCCCUCCUAUCCUCCUCUCCAAAAACAAAUCUAUGCCAUUGUCUCUGUCAAAGUAUUUUCCAUGCUUGCUUCUAAAACAUCCCUGACAGAGAGUCAGAAAAUUGAAAUUUGCAAAAAACUCGUUGACAAGAUAUCCCCUCGAGAAACUCUCGAAACAGUCGGGCUGGAAAGUCACAAGCAAAAAAUUGAAGAUUUUGUAGCUCAAUAUAUUCAAGGAAAGUACCUGAAAUAA
Molecule: messenger RNA, 2508 nt
Organism: Naegleria lovaniensis
Lineage: Eukaryota; Heterolobosea; Eutetramitea; Acrasida; Naegleriidae
Exons: 1
Coding region: 1-2508 (835 amino acids)
Source: RefSeq, a predicted model, not a curated record